GAAAACCAAUCGAGUGGGAUUCACUAGAGCAGCCUGCAAGCAAACAAGUAUAGGAAGGACGAUGGCAUCCACCGACCAACCUGAUCCACCAACUCAGCCUGUCCUUCCACCUGGAGAUGCUCCAGCAGCUGCUCCUAGAGAGGCACUGAUUACCACUGCUGUGAAAUUUCUACAAAACCCAAAAGUACAACAGAGUCCCUUGGCAACCAGAAAAGCCUUCCUGAAGAAAAAAGGACUGACAGACGUGGAGGUGGAAUUGGCCAUUUUGCGCUCUGGUAGCACAGAAGAAGUUCUGGCCCUGAGUCCUGUAGGGCCUCCACAUCCACUUCAUGCAACUCAGCUGGUUCCUGCAACCCAAGGUCCAGCAGGUUACAGAUGGAGAGACUAUGGCGCCCUCACCAUCAUUAUGGUGGGCCUCGCUUUCGGCUUUCAUCAGCUUUAUAAAAAAUACAUCCUUCCCCUCAUUAUGGGCAGCCGAGAGGACAAGAAGCAUCUGCAGAGGAUGGAGAGCAACAUUGCGGCAAUGAGUGGCACGCUGACACAGACAGUCACUCAGCUGCAGCAGACCCUGGCCUCCGUUCAGGAGCUCCUCGUCCAGCAGCAGCAGAAAAUUCAGGAGCUCUCUCAGGAACUGGCUGCAGCAGAGGCAUCCUCUUCAACAAACCGUGUAUUGGACAACCAAUCAGUUGGAGAGCUGAAGGCUGAGAUUGUCUCUUUGAAGGGCUUACUGCUCAGCAGAAAACAAUUCCCUUCUACUCCCGCUGUUCCUAAGAUCCCCUCAUGGCAGAUUCCUCUGAAACCACCUUCGGCAUCCACCUCUCCAUCCGUCAAUCACACUAACAGCAGCAGUGACAUCUCUCCUGUCAGUAACGAGUCCGCCAGCUCCUCCCCUGUUAAAGACGGUCAACACAGUCCUCUGGAUGGACUGGGUGGACCAGAUGGAGCUAAUGAUAUCAAUGGCGAUGCCGACGCUGGAGGUCUCGGCGCAACGCUACCCCUGGACUUGAAAGACCAGGUCCGCAUGGAGGUGCAGGGGGAGGAGGAGCAAAAGGAGGAAAGGGAGGAGGAUGCGAGCCAUGUAGAAGACGAGGAGGAGGAAAGUCUGAGCAUGCAGACAGAAGAUCGACCAGGUGGGGACGGACAGAUUAACGAACAGGUGGACAAACUGAGGCGGCCCGAGGGUGCGAGCAACGAGAGUGAGUUAACAAGAAGAGUCCAUGAGUGAGAAGAAGGGAUAUCAUCUCUCGAGCCGUUUCCACCUCCAUCACACGGCCUUCACACAAAAAAGGUACAGUGGAAAUGCACAUCUGUGUGUCACUGGUCCUAACCUGAAGACGUCUUUGUUUUUGUUUUGGUGAUCAGAUUUGUAGGAAAAAUGUGAAAUGAUGAGACAGCUGCAUUAGAGUAUGCUUUCAUCUAUACAUACUGUAUGUGAUAUAAAUGAAUGAAUCUCUCUACAUGAAUAAGGUUGUCAAGAGAGGUCACUUUUUAAUGCUUCUGGUGAUUGUUUUCCUCAUUGUAAACUGCUGAUUACUGUCUGAGUUCCAACCAACAGUGUAUAUAUGUGUAAUAAAUCUGAUUUAUCUCCAAAAGAUGUUACUGAGUCUUAUUUGACUCUUCUUAUAUUAAAUUGUUUUAAUGUUUUUUUUCUUUUCCUUGUGUUGCACAAGUUAAUACUUUGAAACACACUGCUAGAGCCUAUAUUAUGUGGUGUUGUAAAAUGUACCUAAAUUAUAGUGAUAUUAUUCCAAUCAACAUUUAAGGAAAAACUAAAUAAACUAUAACAACAAUGA
Molecule: messenger RNA, 1793 nt
Organism: Labrus mixtus (cuckoo wrasse)
Lineage: Eukaryota; Metazoa; Chordata; Actinopteri; Labriformes; Labridae
Gene: pex14
Product: peroxisomal biogenesis factor 14
Exons: 10
Coding region: 62-1225 (387 amino acids)
Biological process (GO): protein import into peroxisome matrix, docking
Cellular component (GO): peroxisomal membrane; peroxisomal importomer complex
Molecular function (GO): signaling receptor binding
Source: RefSeq, a predicted model, not a curated record